Messenger RNA from Bufo gargarizans (Asiatic toad), 3267 nucleotides. Its product is annotated as NACHT, LRR and PYD domains-containing protein 12-like. NCBI's taxonomy places the organism in Eukaryota, Metazoa, Chordata, Amphibia, Anura, Bufonidae. Gene Ontology annotation, cellular component: cytoplasm. The record is from RefSeq and is a predicted model, not a curated record.
UGAAAGUAACCAUGGCAGUUCCCCCUUCCUGUGCACUAGUACUUCCCUCUACUCGGGGAUCUGUGUACGGCUUUCAGUGUGAAGAAGGGCUGUCUACAACAUGAUUGAUGCCAUAAAACCUGUGGAAGAGUGUUCGCUAGUGAAGAGUAACUACAUAUCUCCACAUCAGAAUAAGCCAUGGACAUCUGGGAUGGAUGGAAUAUUAUAGAAGAUGAUGAGACCGGGCAGUUCUGCCAGCAGCUCCGUCAGUGUGAAGAUCACUUCCUGAGGAUGACGUAUGAAUAUUUCCAGGAUGAUCUGCUCCACAUUGUGGAGAACAUGAGACUCCUACCACUUCUCCGUGAGCUACAGUCCCGAAAUCUCCUUGAUACUGAGAAAUACCACAGUCUAGAACAUGAUAGAAGAAGAUUGGCGCAGACUUUACUACAGGAUAUAUUUCUCAGAGGAAGAGAAGCUGUGAUAGGACUGUGGGUCAGUCUCUAUGUAGUACGGAGACGUCAUGGUUCCCCGAGCCUGGACGCUGUACUGGAGGAACUCCGUCAUAGAGAGACUAUCAGCAGGCUGAAUAACGCACACACUAGCCACGGAUCUUUGUAUUGCAUCUUAGGUGACUCUCUGGUGGAGCAAAUCCUUCUGGAUGAACAUGGACACCAACUGCCCCCACAACUAAAAGAAUUCCAGAUCCGUCACAAGAAACAUUUACAUGAAAGAACUGAGAAACUUCUAGAGAACAAACCUCCAAGAUGUGACCAGCGAGAGGAGAGUUUUCCAUUCUCUACACGUUAUGUCAACCUCAUCAUUGUCUCCAAUGAUCACUUCAGAGAACGCUCUGAGAAUGAGCUCAUAGAGACCGGGGUAAAACAUGAGGAAUACUUAAAGAGAAAACAAAACCAAUUACUGCACAUUUCCCCCAACAAACUGUUCCACUGGUGCCACCGAUCCGAACAAGUGCCACGUAUGGUAAUGGUGUGUGGAGUGCUCGGUGCAGGGAAGACCACACUGAUGCAGAAGGUUGUCUAUGACUGGGUGAAGGGGGAUCUCUAUCAAAGAUUCUCCUUUGUCUUUUUCUUCAAAUUCCGAGAAUUCGGAUUGGAUAAAGUUAGUCUGGAGUCUCUAAUCCUUCAUCAGUACCCAUAUCUGGAGGAGCAGCUUAGUAACAUCCUACAAGAACCAGAAAAACUUCUCUUUAUAUUUGAUGGUUUAGAUGAAAGUUUUUAUAACAUGGAUUUCUCAUCACAUCACUUGUGCUCUAGUCCUAAACUGCCUGAACCUUGUGGUCAGAUUGUGGUUAGUUUGGUGAGAAAGUCUCUUCUUGAUGGUUGUUCUGUCCUAAUGACCAGUCGCCCAACCAGACUGGCAUCAAUUGAUUGUAGAGUUUUCAAGAGAAUAGUGGAAAUCAUUGGGUUUUUACCGGAAGAACGACAGAUGUACUUUCAAAAUUUCUUCCCUGACCCUGAACUGGCGGAAAAGGCUUUUAAUUAUGUGAAGCAGAAUGACACCCUGUACACCUUCUGUUACCUCCCGUCCUACUGCUGGAUCAUCUGUACAGUAUUAUCCAGGAGCUUCCAGCCAACAAGUAGUGAUCAGCCAGUGUCAUUAUUACCCAAAACUGUCACCCAGCUCUUUGCGAUAUUUGUCGCCAACAUCCUGUUCAAUCACAGCCUGCACAAAAGUGACGCUCACAAGAUCCUUCAGUCCAUCGGAUGGAUGGCAGAACAUGGAGUAAUGAAUCACAGGCUUAUCUUUGAUCACCGAGAUCUGGACUGUUUCGAUGUGGACAAUACGUCAAAGCUAUUAUCAAGUUUUCUGAUGGAAUCGGAGGAACCUGUGUCAUAUUCCUUCUUACAUCUCACUGUUCAGGAAUUCUUCUCUGCCUUGGUGCAUUAUGUGGACUAUUCUCCUGAGAAGUUACAGAAAUCACUAAAAGAUGCCAAAUCCUAUCCUGAUGGACGAUGUGAGAUGUUCCUCCGUUUCCUGUGUGGUUUAUCAGAUGGCUCCACCAGGUCAAUGCUAACUGGAUACCUGGACAGAGGAGCAACUCAGACGUCUAUAGAUGUCAUCACUUGGCUGAAGAACUUCAUUCUGGUAGAAAAGAGGCCAAUGGAAAGUAAGAACAACAAGCGACGUCUUCUCAGUACAUUUUUCUAUCUGUAUGAAUCCCGGAAUAAGGCUCUGGUGCUGGAAUCACUACAAUUACACAGAAGUCUUGACUUUUCCAAUGUUCGUAUGUCGGCUCUAGACUGCACAGUGUUAGCAUUUAUUCUGGACACCUGCAAAAAUAUAGAAGACCUCAAUCUACAGGCCUGUUCCUUAGACAAUGAACGAUUAGAAAGACUUGCUCCAGGAUUACAUAACCUGCAGAAUCUGAGAUUGACCUGGAAUAAUCUAACAGACUAUUCCUGCAUUCAGUUGGCAUCUGCAAUAAGGAAUAACCGGUACCUGAAGCUACUCGACCUGUCUGGUAACUGUCUGUCUGGUCCUCACUUCAGUGACUUGAUGGAGGCUCUGUCCAGUCCGGCCUGCAGGAUAAAGGAAUUACAGAAAUGGACGGAGCGGCUGCUGGGCCUUGUCAGACCAGUCCCGGGAGCGGAGGUGAGCCGACCAGUCCCGAGAGCGGAGGUGAGCCGACCAGUCCCGGGAGCGGAGGUGAGCCGACCAGUCCCGGGAGCGGAGGUGAGCCGACCAGUCCCGGGAGCGGAGGUGAGCCGACCAGUCCCGGGAGCGGAGGUGAGCCCACCAGUCCCGGGAGCGGAGAUGAGCCGACCAGUCCCGGGAGCGGAGGUGAGCCCACCAGUCCCGGGAGCGGAGAUGAGCCCACCAGUCCCGGGAGCGGAGGUGAGCCGACCAGUCCCGGGAGCGGAGGUGAGCGCACGUGAAGUGCAAAGAAGUUUCAAAAAUCUGCUGUGGGGCCCAGUCAGUUCUAGUUAGGCCACGGCACUGUAUGUUUACAGUAAAUGAUGCUACCCUGUAAUGGAGUAUAAUCCUACAUCAAAUGAGUAGGUGGCCAAUACUCAAAUAGUGCUAAUGUCCCACAGACCGCCUCUCCUUAGAGACACACGUUCACUGCCGGUUAGCAGUUUUCCUUCCCAGAAUAUGCUGUGCACGUCCACCUUUCACAGUGUCCCGGUUCCCACUGCUUCCUGUCUCUGAUGUACACACGCAUGCCUGGACGUGUACAUUAACGGCCCGGGACUGCUGAGACCAGAGCGGGACAGGAAGACAUCAGAAGAUCCGUCAGCCAGAUGGCAUCCUGAGGACUCAUGACUA